AUGUUGCCGUACAUGGCCAGUUAUAUGAAAAAAUAUGCGGAUAGUAGUGUGACGCUGGAGAAGUUGAUAUGGAUACCCACGUUUCAAGGCUGUUUUCCGUUUGCCAUGGUAAUUGGAGGGUAUUUGAGUAGUCGAUUGGGGCCGAGAUUGGCCGCUGGGCUUGGCUGUGCUAUGAUGAGGUAAAUUGGAGUUUUUUUUGUUCUUUAAUGUAGUUUUAGACAUUGGGAACAAGGUUUUUGAUGUUUUAAUAAAGGUCUUUAAUUUUACGUUGCGCAGCCUGCGGGUGACAAGUUAUACGAUAAUACUUAAUUAUGUUUUUGAUUGAAACUUAUGGUCAUUAUGGAUUUGUAAUGUUUUUUUUACUACUAUUUUAAGCAUUUUAAGCAAAGUUCUCUUCAUUUUAAAUUAAAAAAUUUAAAGUUUAGUUAUAUAUAGUUAUAGAGGCGCAUACUAUAUUAACCUAUAUAAUUUCAGUGGUGGAGUAUUUUUGUCGUAUUUUACGAUAAAACAUUCAUUUCUGUCAUUCCUCUUCACAUACGGCUUUAUGUUUGGACUAGGCCAAGGGAUUGCGUAUGUGAUAGCAGUAAGUUGUGUCAUCAAUUGGGCACCACAUAUGGUGGGACUUGGCUCUGGUAUUGUGGCAGCUGGCUUCGGUAUUAGUUCGAGUAUUUUUGCACCGAUCCAGACGAGAAUGAUCAAUCCUGACAAUCUGGCUGCUUCUAAAGAAGGGUAAUAUAAUUUGUGGUCAAUAAAUAUAGUUCUUUUAGUGAAGUUUUUAAUUGUAAUUUCACUUCUAAAGCUAUAUUUACUUAUAAUAUCUCAUUUAAAUUUCUAAUGUCAUAUUUUAGGUAUUUCAACGAAACAGCGUUAUUGGAAAGAGUACCAGACACAUUCUUAAGCCUAUCAAUUGUCUAUGGACUGAUGCAGUUAAUAGGCUUGAUAGUCGUAUGUGAUCCUCCACAGGAUGUAAGUUGAUUUUGACUUACAGUUCCAAACUUUAGGCUUAAUUGUGGGCUAUUUUUAAUUUUUUUUUGUAAUUAGGCUUAGGUUUGUAAUUAGUUUGUAACUAGAAAUUUAUAGAUUACUGAUAAAACUUAUUUUUAGUUUGUGCGGAAACAUUUGGACCAUUCAGCCUUGAUUGACAUGGCCUGGCUGUCAAAGAAACGUAGUCAAUAUAUGGGACAAAACAAAGUCAGCUUCAACCGGUAUGGCUAUGUCAAAUUACCGGUCAAACGGGAUUCUGUUGAGUUUGAUUCUCCUACUAGGAAAAGGGUAAGUUGUCUAUGAUAACAUAGCAAUAUCAAGCCGUAAAGUAAAGCAAUGUAAUGAUAAUCUAAUACUAUGUUUCUAAAUACGACUUUUCAGCCAGACCAAGACGUCGAGAUCCAGGAUUCAGACUCCGACGAUGACCUUAACAUAAAGCCAGAGAGUCAGUCGAUGACACCAGAAGAAAUGCUCAAGUCCUCCACCUUCCACUGGCUCUUCGUCGCUCUGUUUUGUUGCUCUUUCUACGGCAAUUUCUUCUACAACUUGUACAAGACGUUUGGCGAGACAUUCAUCGAGGACGACUUCUUCUUUGCCACCGCUUUUAGUAUUGGCAGUGCGGCCAAUGCGUUGGCUAGGAUUGGCUGGGGAUUAUUGACCGAUAAGACCAGUUUUCAAGUGUCCUUAUCAUCAGCGACUUUUAUCGCGACUAUUUUGUUGCUCACUAUGCCAAUUACCGCGCAUUUUGGAAAGUUUGCGUAUCUUCUUUGGGUAAGUUUGGGUUUAAAAGCCUUGUCGUUUUUGGGGUGCAAAAUAUAUAUAAAGUGGCGAUAGGACUUUUUAGAUUUUUCAAUAUUUAUGUUUUAAGGCUGCGUAAGGUAAGCUGAGGAAAAAUAUAUGAUAAAAAAAAAAAGAUUUAAAAAAUUUUUGGAAUAUUGUUUGAUUAUAAAAUGUCAUUUUAGCUAACUGGAAUGUUCGUAUGUUUGGCAGCAACUCAUGCCCUGUUUAUCACAGCUGCUGUCAGGUGUUUUGGUACAAAAUAUAAGACUAUCAACUACGGUUUUCUUAUUUUUUCGACUGUAAGUUAUAUUUUUGCAUUAUUUAGUGGACUUUCUUUAUAAAAAACACUGUAAAACAUUAACUUACGUAAAUUAUAAGAGGUUUCUUUAAUAAUUUGUAUUAGAAUUUGUUUUAUAAUAUUAAAAUCUACCUUUUUAGACAUGUAGCGGCAUAACAUUAGCCAUAGGCUGUCAAUACCUACUUGGUGCCAUCGGUUACACAUGGGCAUUCAUUUUCGCUGCCGCUUUCCCAUUUAUUGCAUUUAUCAUCACAACGGCGAUCCGAGUUACUCCACAAGGACAUCUCAUAGUUUAA
Bursaphelenchus okinawaensis is the source of this 2358-nucleotide messenger RNA. The record is from the annotation of a GenBank genome assembly. NCBI's taxonomy places the organism in Eukaryota, Metazoa, Nematoda, Chromadorea, Rhabditida, Aphelenchoididae.